This is a messenger RNA of Danio rerio (zebrafish), 2949 nucleotides long. It is a transcript of the gene ppm1na, whose product is annotated as protein phosphatase, Mg2+/Mn2+ dependent, 1Na (putative). NCBI's taxonomy places the organism in Eukaryota, Metazoa, Chordata, Actinopteri, Cypriniformes, Danionidae. Gene Ontology annotation, cellular component: cytosol; membrane. Gene Ontology annotation, molecular function: cation binding; magnesium ion binding; metal ion binding. The record is from RefSeq and is marked validated.
GAUCAGGGUGGCCAUGAGAACCGCCAGGCGCGCCAGCACCAUGGAGGUGCCCUCAUUCCUGCGGCAGCUGGUGAAGGAAACCGAGAAGAUGGUGACCUUCUUUUUCAAGGGUGGAAGAAGGGACUCGGGAUCAGAUGAUGACUACUAUGAAAACGAUCCGGACGCUUGCAGUCCGUACUUGGAACGGCCCAUUCUGGCGAAAGAUUCAGCAGAAGGGGAGUCCAAAUGGGGCAUUACCUACGCCAUGGCCAGUAUGCAAGGCUGGCGAGCACAGAUGGAGGAUUCCCACACUUGCAUGCCAGAGAUGAGCGAUGCACUUCCAGACUGGAGCUAUUUUGCUGUGUAUGAUGGACAUGCGGGGAGAACGGUGGCUCAGUACUCUUCUAGACACCUGCUGGAUUUUAUUCUCGACACAGGUUGUGUGACGGUGGAAGAGGAUGUCGAACAGGUCAAAGAUGGCAUCCGAGAAGGCUUCCUCGCCAUCGACCGCCACAUGCACACCCUGUCCCGUAAUGAAAGCUGGGACCACAGUGGAUCCACAGCCGCCUCUGUCAUGAUCUCUCCACGAAACUUCUACUUCAUCAACUGCGGAGACUCGCGGACCUUCCUCUGCCGCGACGGCCAUGUUGUCUUCUACACAGAGGACCACAAACCCUGCAACCCACGUGAGAAGGAGCGCAUUCAGAAUGCUGGCGGCUCCGUCACCCUGCAGCGCAUCAAUGGGUCGUUGGCCGUGUCCAGAGCACUUGGUGAUUUCGACUUUAAGGAGGUGGAAUGGAGGGCUCAGACCGAGCAGCUUGUGUCUCCUGAGCCUGAGGUGUACGAACUGGAGCGUAGCCCAGAAGACGAGUUUCUAGUGGUGGCAUGUGAUGGUGUUUGGGACGCCAUUGGGAAUGAGGAUCUAUGUGCUUUUGUGCGCAACCGUCUGCAUGUCUGCGAUGAUCUGAGGGAGAUCUGCUCACAGGUCAUCGACCUUUGCCUCUACAAGGGAAGUUUAGACAACAUGACCAUUAUCAUCAUCUGUUUUGAUGGCGCUCCUAAGGUAACGCAAGAAGCGCUGCAGCAGGAGGCCGAGCUCGAGCAGCUCAUCGAGCAGAAAGUAGCAGAGAUUAUUCACGUGAUCAGAUCAAAAGACGAGGAGCCUGAUCUGCUGUAUGUGAUGAAAUUUCUGGCAUCUGAACCCAUUCCCGGCCUUCCACCAGGUGGAGGAGUCUCAUGCAAGAGAGAUUGCAUAAUUGCAGCAUAUCAGAAAUACGCAGCAGCCUUCAGACCUCUUGAGCCGAUGGACACCGGCGGCUCUGAUGACUCCACCUAGUGGCCAUUACCCAGAAGAAUCAAGCCUUGUAUUGCUGUACAGUACUGUAGAUGUACAGUAUAAAUGAAUGUGAGAAGGACAUUUGUGUUUCCUCCUUUAAAGAGGAGAAACUGUUUAGCCAAACUGUUUUUAUUUUUAUUAAAUAACUAUUGUGUAUUAUAAACACAAACAGAAAGCAUUUAUCAAAUGCUUCAAUAAAAAUAAAGCACUUGACAUUGACACGACACUCUAAAAAUGCUGGGAUUUGGUACAAUAUGGACAAAACUAACUGUUGGGAUAUUAUUAUUUUAUUAUUAUUAUUAUUAUUUAAAAAUCUUUGUUUAUUGUUAUUAUAUAUAUUUUUUGAAAACCUUGUGUUGAAGCUAAAAAUAAACUAUAGGCCUACAAGUUAAAAUUUCAGAUUUUUUAAAUGCUAAAAUCGAUAAUAUUUUAUGUAAAGAAAGUUUAUUUUUAACAACUUUGAUUCCAUUUUUUUCUUUUUUUUUCAUACCCUCAGAUUCCAUAUAAUAUCUUGAUUAGAUGGUGUUUAAAGCUGAAGAAAUAAUUCUUUCAGCUUUCAGAUUAGGCAUACAGUAAAAUAAAUGCAAAUACAGUUAAAGUUAGAAUUAUUAGCACCCCCUUUGAUUUUUUUCUCUUUUAAACAUUUUCCAAAUGAUGUUUAACAGAGCAAGAACAUUUUGACAUUAUGUCUAAUAUUUUUUCUUCAGGAGAAAGUCUUGUUUGUUUUAUUUAAGCUAGAAUAAAAACAGUUUUUAAGGUCAAAAGUAUUGGCCACUUUAAGAUAUUUUUGAUAGUCUACAGAACAAACCAUUGUUAUACACUAACUUACCUAAUUGCCCUAACCUGCUUAGUAAUUAACCUAGUUAAGCCUUUAAAUGUCAUUUUAAACUGUAUAGAAGUGUCUUAAAAAAAUCUAGUAAAAUAUUAUUUACUGUCAUCAUGGCAAAGAGAAAAUAAAUCAGUUAUUAGAGAUUAGUUAUAUAUAUAUAUAUAUAUAUAUAUAUAUUGACGUUAACUGUAUACUGUAUAUAUAUUAAGUGGUCACAUUUUAUCAAACCCCAGCAUUUUUUAGGGUGAAUUAAAAUCUUCUAAUGGAAGAUAAGACAUAUUAUUUCACUUUAUUUAAAGUUGAAGUGUAAAAGUUGAAAAGAUAGAGAUGUUUUAAGCACUGUGCCCAAUUGUAUGAACAGACAGAUGUAGGAACUGACUGGAUCAAUAAUUUCAUUCAAACAAUGAUUAAAAUAAUAAUUAUAAUUACAAACAAAAUAUUAAUAAAAAAUAAACCACAAUACUGAUUACUAAAUGAGAAUAUUAGAAAAAUUAUAUUAACAAAAGUUUGUUUUUUUCAUCUGUAAGCUGAGAUAACAGUGAACCUUCCAUUUGUUAGCUUUUAAGUAAAACUUUUUUUUUUUAAAUGUCUUGAAAUAAAUUAUAUUACACUGCAGUUAUGUUACGGUCCUGUUUUAGGAUUGACCUUGUGAUUUACAAACAUAUUUAAAAUACUUUAAUGUAUAUGUUAAAUAUGAUUUUUUUUUUGGAUGUUAAGCUCUUUUUUAAGUAUAAAGAGAGCAUAGACUUAUACGUGAACUUGUAAAACAGAUGUGUACAACUUUAUUAAAUGUAUUUGAACUAUA